Molecule: messenger RNA, 1669 nt
Organism: Aspergillus versicolor CBS 583.65
Lineage: Eukaryota; Fungi; Ascomycota; Eurotiomycetes; Eurotiales; Aspergillaceae
Product: SPFH domain-containing protein
Exons: 2
Coding region: 50-1306 (418 amino acids)
Cellular component (GO): membrane
Source: RefSeq, a predicted model, not a curated record
CCAACCCUCCAUCCUCCCUCGCCCCUCACCCCGGUCCCUCCAAUCCACAAUGGAAGUGGCCUCCAGACAAACCGCCCGGCUGCUCCGGUCCUCCGCGCUCCGCACGCACCCCCGUCUCCCCUCACAGACAAUCCUCCUCCGACGGCGAAACAUCUCCACGACACCCCGACGCUAUGCCCCCGAAUCCUCGCUCCUCAGUCUCGCUUCGAACUCCUCGCCGUCUGGAUCACCACCUACAUACUUUAGCAGCCGGCAGACUCUGCCUCUGAACACGGUCGUGCGGUUCGUGCCGCAGCAGACGGCAUGGAUUGUCGAGCGCAUGGGCAAGUUCCACCGGAUUCUGGAUCCUGGAUUGGCGAUCCUUGUCCCGUUUUUGGAUCGCAUCGCGUAUGUGAAAAGCCUGAAAGAAUCGGCGAUUGAGAUCCCGAGCCAGAAUGCCAUUACGGCGGAUAAUGUUACGCUGGAGCUUGAUGGGGUGCUGUACACGAGGGUUUUUGAUGCUUAUAAGGCGAGUUACGGAGUGGAGGACGCGGAAUAUGCUAUUUCGCAACUCGCGCAGACGACCAUGCGAUCCGAGAUCGGCCAGCUUACUUUGGAUCAUGUUCUGAAGGAGCGUGCGAUGCUCAACACCAACAUAACACAGGCCAUCAACGAGGCUGCGCAAGCGUGGGGUGUUACCUGCCUCCGAUACGAGAUUAGGGACAUCCACGCUCCGGAUGGCGUUGUCGAGGCCAUGCACCGCCAGGUUACCGCCGAGCGGUCAAAGCGAGCGGAGAUUCUCGACUCAGAGGGUCAGCGACAGAGUGCGAUUAACAUUGCUGAAGGUCGGAAGCAGUCCGUCAUUCUGGCCUCCGAGGCCGACCGGAUCGAGCGGAUCAACCGUGCUAAUGGUGAAGCUGAUGCGAUUCGGGCAAAGGCUACGGCCACCGCGAAGGCUAUUGAGACCGUGGCUGUGGCUAUCGAGGCUGGCCAGGCGAACGCACACGGAGCUAUGAGCCUCAACAUUGCAGAGAAGUAUGUCGAGGCGUUCGGCAAGCUUGCUCACGAGGGCACGGCUGUUGUGGUUCCUGGAAAUAUGGGUGACCUUGGUGGGAUGAUUGCGAAUGCUAUGGCUGUCUAUGGCAAAGUAAGCGGUAGCCAGGCACGGGACAUUGCGGCCAAGGCUCUUGGUGUGCAAGAUUCUUCGCAGGCUGCCGAGCCCGCUACGGAGGCCAAAUCUGAGAGUGAGGCCAAAUCCGAGGUCAAGGGGGGUGUUGCUCAGGAAGUCCUUGAGGGAUUCGAGCAGACGCGUCAACACGACAACUAAGAACUUGACGUCUCGGGUGAUAUUCACCGUACAGUUUUUUCCUUUAUUCGAUCCUCCAUGAUCGUCAUCCACACGAUUCUCCAGGUGGUGACGGCACCUAUCGCGUCCCCGUCUUACGCCCAUUGGUACCCUACUCUGGCGUUUCCGAUUUCGUCGCUGUACGAUUGUACCAUUCCUAGCGUUGUUUCAUAAUCAGGUCUCAAAAGUGCAUGGGCAUUUGGUCCCGCAGUUGUGGAGGGCAGUUGCAGGCGGAGGUAGGUGUAGGUUAUUCAUUUCUGAACCGUGAAUCAUGUACAGUAGUAGCAUAGUUGGACUUAGAUAUCCAUGCAACAUUUCGCUCUCCAACAUCAUAGCCAAAUUCAG